This is a messenger RNA of Anarrhichthys ocellatus (wolf-eel), 3369 nucleotides long. It is a transcript of the gene rbm45, whose product is annotated as RNA binding motif protein 45. Gene Ontology annotation, molecular function: RNA binding. The record is from RefSeq and is a predicted model, not a curated record. The transcript is spliced from 11 exons. Bases 61 to 1548 code for a protein of 495 amino acids. Lineage: Eukaryota; Metazoa; Chordata; Actinopteri; Perciformes; Anarhichadidae.
GAAGGCAGCACCAACAGCUACUUCCAGCCGCACCGUUCAGCUAGAAAACAAAAAAGCAAGAUGGAGGAGUACCCCACAAACACAAGCACCAACACGAAACAAACCGAAAACCUCGACGAACCACCCAACAGUCGGCUUUUCGUGGUUACAAGUCGGUCCAUAACAGAGGAUGAGCUUCGGGAAAGUUUCGCCGUUUACGGCGAUGUCCACGGGGUUUGGGUCGUCAAAGACAAGCAGACAAAGGAGUCCAAAGGCAUCGCUUAUGUGAAAUUCGCCAAGUCAUCCCAGGCCUGCAUGGCCAUGGAGGACAUGCACGGCAAAGUGCUGAUGGAAGGGACAAAACCCGUUAAGGUGUUCAUCGCUCAGUCACGCUCUUCAACAAGACACCGAGACGUCGAGGAUGAGGAGUUGACCAGGAUCUUCGUCAUGAUCCCAAAAUCUUUCUCGGAGGAGGACCUCAAGGACACGUUCAAAGAGUACGGUGAUAUUGAGUAUUGUGUGAUCAUCAAGAAUAAGUCCACAGGGGAAAGUAAAGGCCUGGGCUACGUUAGAUACUACAAACCCUCCCAAGCUGCCGUCGCUAUCGAGAACUGUGACAAAACUUACAGGGCCAUCCUGGCUGAACCCCGCACCAAGGCGCCAGCAACAGAAGACUACUCCGGGGGAAUGUCCAGAGGCGAUUACUCCGGAGGUGGCGGCGGUGGUGGUGGUGACUCCUCUAACCAAUAUGCCUUCCCUAUGGGUGGCGGUAACGCGCCCAGAAACACAGCAAAGCAGCAGGGAAGAAGACCGCUAGCAACCGACCCUGGUAACUACCCGGCCAUGGACUACCGCUCCACCAGCGGUGACUUCACGCGGUGCCUGAUGAUGUCGACGCGGGCCGCUCUGAGCCAGGAGCAGGUUUUCGCUCUCUUUGACAUCAUUCCUUGCAUGGAAUACUGUGAGCUGCAGAGAGACGCUUAUGGAAUGAGCAAAGGUCAUGCUCUGAUUCGCUACGCCAAUCUUGGAUCAGCGGUUUAUGCCAAGGAGAAGCUGAAUGGCUUUGAAUAUCCACCCGGCAACAGACUGUCAGUCAAUUUUGUUGAUGAUGGAGAGGACCGCAGCAGUCCUGUAGGUCGGAUGGCGAUGCAGUUUGUUGCUACUCAGAUGAUGUCUGCACCGUGGAACGGACCGUCCCCCAGCCAAUCAAUGAAGCCUCCUAGUUUCCCCAUCUCCCCAAUGCUCCGGAUUCAGACCGACGUCAACCUGCCGCCUCUGAAGAAGCUCGCUCCGCCGGACAGCAAGACCAAGGAGCGCUUGUUCGUCGUGUUCAGUCCGUCCCCGCUGCCCCCGGAUGUGCUGGAGGACGUUUACUGUCGAUAUGGCUCUCUUAUUGAGGUCCAUUUGGUUCCUGGAAGGAAGGUUGGAUACAUGAAGUAUGCAGAGAAACAGUGUGCGGAUGACGCCAUGGCAGCGCUCCACGGUCAGGUGGUCAACGGAGUGAAGAUGAAGGUGAUGCUGGCCGAUCCUCCCAGAGAGGAAUCCCACAAACGUCCUCGGAACUUCUAGGACCCACGUGACCACCUCCCCCCCCAAACAACCGGUAAGUUUUCUGCUGACAACUGAAGAAUUGGGUACCAAAGUAUUUCACUGUAAACGUAUCCUUUUGUAACGCCUGGUGUUUGAACGCUACACAUACACAUACACAGAGCAGAAAGCGCUAUUCCUCUGUUACAGUGUAAUAUGCUUCAGAUAGACACGAUACAUGAGCACUUCAAUCAAAGUUUCAUCUAGCGAAUAAAAUACUGUGUUGUUCUCACACACACACACACACACACACACACACACACACACAUGCCUGUGAACACCUGUUUCUGAUGAGUUGACUUGUUUCUGUCCCUGUGAAUAACACUGCAGCUUCUUGUUCCCUAGGCGACUGUUGUCAUGACACAAUGACACCUGACCCGACCCGACCGACCGAUAUCGAGACCUUCUCCCGACCACUGACCCGACCUUUGACAUCUGUCUGACCAGUGACCUUGCUGUGACUCGCUGAUAACAGUAAACAAACUGCUGAAAUGAGUCUGAAGCAUAUGAUCAUGUGUCGUCUGUGUUGUCUGAGGUGAGCGUUCAUUGUUUUCAUUGUUUCAAGUUGCAGCUUAGUUCAGGUGAUUGCCAGCAUUUUUUGUCCUGAAUAGAUUUAAGGUGGAUCUAGACAGUUGUUUUCCUCUCUUAUGGUAUACCCUGUCACUCUCUCUCCCUCUUCCCCCCCCCCCCCUCUCAUGUUGAGCUUAGUUCAAAGGUGUUAAUCAGUCUGUGAACCUUUUUUUUGUAUCAAUAAAAAUCAUUUGACCACGUUCAGCCAAUCUCGUCUCUUCUUCUGUAGCUGUGUGAUGAAUAGUCAGUUAUAGCAGUUUAAGUUAUAGUUUGAUCAUUUAUUUGAGAAUUGGAAAUUUGUUCAUCUACACUGUCUCACCACUGGGCAACUCGCGUCAGUGGCUUUGAAUCGCAUCCAGAAGGAGUAACUGCGUCCUGGUUUGCAGAGGCGCCAAAAUGUUUUACAAAUCUUAUUUUUAAGUUUAUAUUUUACUCUAAUGGUACCCAACCUGAAAUAGUGCCGUGUUUCAUCAAACUACCACAAACAGACUGGAAGGAGAGUACAUGUGUAUCUGUUGGUCUCGGAGUGCAAAAUAUAAAAUGAAUCUGUUGUACUUGAUGAACCAUAACAGGUUGAUCUGGCCGUGGUUGGAUAUGUGUACAUUUAAACCUGCAAUGAUAGAUUUAUUUCAUCAUACAAGACGCACACUGGAUAUACAGUAAUCUUUUAUUUCUUCAGGAGGCAUCAUGAGAACAUUAUUUACAUUUCUGGGUUUAUGAGGAGAUCAUUUGGUUUCCCUGCUGGGGUUUUAUUAUGGUCUGGUCAACGUAUUAGAAGCUCGAUCUGGAUCCUUCAAAAAGUUGAAUGAAAUUUCCAUAACAAUUUCUCAAACUCUUAUUUUGGUGUGAGAGCAGGUGAACAGAUUCAGUUUCUUACAACAGAAUCCCUCCUGUUCAUUUCCCUGCACUGUAUAACUUCAGUACUCUCGAACACCCUACGAUGUUUCAUUUAUUGAAGUCCCACCAUACAUGUGUAGUGCUUUCAUUUUAAUGUCUCACUCUGCAAAUCACUAUAUUCACUAUUUAACUGAUUUCUUUUAGAAGUAACUUUCGAACGUAAGUCGUCGAGCAACAAAAAUCGGACAAAAUUCUCUUAAUGGUAAAUUCUGACGAGCCACGACCGCGUCGCCACGUGGAGCUGACCCCGGUGUGGAGAUUUGGACAUCCGAAUGGAGAAAAAGCCGAGGACGUGGUGGGAUGUGAGAGGAGGCGAUACAGAAAACAGAAGGCGUC